This is a messenger RNA of Cynoglossus semilaevis (tongue sole), 3067 nucleotides long. Its product is annotated as rho GDP-dissociation inhibitor 1-like. Lineage: Eukaryota; Metazoa; Chordata; Actinopteri; Pleuronectiformes; Cynoglossidae. Gene Ontology annotation, biological process: Rho protein signal transduction. The record is from RefSeq and is a predicted model, not a curated record. Gene Ontology annotation, cellular component: membrane; cytoplasm; cytosol. The coding region runs from base 360 to 1076 and encodes 238 amino acids. The transcript is spliced from 8 exons. Gene Ontology annotation, molecular function: protein binding; Rho GDP-dissociation inhibitor activity.
UAUUUAUUCUACCGCCGUUUCUUCUUCAGCAGCAGAUGAUGAUCAACCCGUCCAUCAUCACCUCCCUGGACAACAGUAUCCACGACACGAGUCCGGUACAGGAUCCUGUAAAGUCCUGGACCAGGUCCAGUGUUGCCAGCCCCUCCAACUACAUCUCGUCUUCCUCCUCUGGGGUGGAGAUGCUCGUCUGACCCCGUUUCUCUCCAGUCCAGCACUUUUGUGGAUGCUCUCCCUGCUCCCAUUCAUCCCUGCUCUCCUGCGUGGUCGACUGCUACCUGUGGAGGUUCCCCGUUUCCUCUCCUCCCCUGGUUCUCAUUCUGCCAUCUGUCGCUCAGAGUGCUGCCCCACACUGAGGCACGAUGCUGGGACUGGACGCCUGUGAGUUUGGGGGUCAGGUGCUGGAGCUGCUGUGGCUGACGAUGUGUUACAGAGGUGAGGAGGUGGAGAAUUUGUCUGAAGAAUCCAAACGUAUCGGACUGUUGACUGGGAAGGAGGACCUGGGCAACAGUGAGGAGGAGGAGGACGAGAGGCAUCUCAAUUACAAUCACCCGCCUCUUAAGACUUUGCAGGAGAUUAGGGAGAUGGAUAAGGAGGACAAAAGUCUGACCAAGUACAAGCAGACGCUGCUGGGGACGGGUCCGGUGACAGAAGAUCCGUCUCAGCCCAAUGUCUGUGUGACCAGAAUGACUUUAUUAUGUGACCAGGCUCCUGGAAACCUCAGCAUGGACCUGACAGGAGACCUGAGCACUCUGAAGUCGAAGAGCUUCACCCUGCAGGAGGGAGCGGAGUACAGACUAAAGAUCCACUUCAAGGUGAACAGAGAAAUAGUUGCUGGGCUGAAGUAUCAUCACGUGGUCCACAGGAAAGGAUUACGACUGGAUAAGGUGUCUCACAUGGUGGGAAGUUACGGCCCGAGAGCAGAAGAGCACGAGUUUGUGAGCCCAAGUGAUGAGGCGCCUAAAGGCAUGAUGUCACGUGGUCUGUAUGAGAUCAAGUCCUGCUUGGUCGAUGACGACAAGAACGUCUACUUGUCCUGGGAUUGGAACCUGAAAGUCCAAAAGGAUUGGGAUGACUAAGGAGGUAAAGAAGAGAAAUGGGUGAUGCCUCCUCUCCUCUCUCCCGUGUUCUCACCUCCCUGUCUUCCCUCCCCUCGUUUGCCCUCUCGUAUCCUGUAAGAGUAGCCAUCACAUAGACCGGCGGUCCUGUUUUCCUCCUUGUUCAUCCUCCUGUUCCUUCUUCCUCUCCUCUGUGUCUCCUAAAAAUCUGUGCCAUCCUGAGACUUUUAAAGAAGAGAAUCCUUCCCUGCUUCAUGUCCUCUAUAAUCCAUUUACUGACUCUUUUUUUUUUUAAUGCAUUUAUUUCAUACAAUAGCAGUGGAUUAAAGGGAGGUGGUUAAAUAGUCAGCUGAGAAGGGGAGUGGGCUACAGACACUUAACGACAUCCUUGGAAGACUCCUUUACCCCCACGGUCAGUUGUUGUGUUUGUGUAAUUGUUGGUAUAAGGGAGUUGUUAAUUUCUAUUCAGCCAUUGACUUUAUAUGGAAAUAAGUACAGGCCUUUUGUAUGUAAUUUAAAAGUAAGCAAUCUGAAGUUGUUCAUUUAAGGGGCUUCUCUGGUCGGAAACCCCUUUAAAUGAGAGGUGAAACUCAAGGUCGGGCAGGUCAAGUCGCAAACUUUGACGCAUCCAGGGAUUGGAACAACCUGGAUGACCUAGACCCUCCACACACCUGGUUACAAAUGUCUUAGACAGGAAGUAGCUGACCUGGUUUUCAGAAUAAAAGUGUUCUCUGUGAGGUUCAAUCCUUGGCCCCCAGUUCUGGUCUGACUUUCCUGCUUUUGUUCUUUUUUUGACUGUUCAGGCUCCAUGAAUUCCUUGUGAAAAAAAAAACCUAAAUAAUCUGUUCUAAAGAAAGCUACAUCCAUUUUUAAAAAAUGUUUAUGCACAUAUUGUUUGAAUGAACAGCAAUGAAAGUAUAGGGGAAAAAAACAGGAGAUUAAAAAAGAAAAACCUCCAAAAAGGUCUUAACAAGACACAUGAAAAUAAAGAGAAGUUAAAAUUUUCAUAAUUCACAUUUUCUAUAUUUAAUUCCAUGGUGUGGUGUAUAAAACAGAAUGAUCUCCUGAUUAGUGAAGAGAUGAAGAUAUUAUUUCUUAAAAAUAUUUUUUUGUAGUAUAAACAAAUCACACUCAUAUUUUCCAUCCAAAUACAUGAACUGCCGUUUUUUUUUCUCCUUUCUGAAGAAUGAAAUCCUACCAUUCAUAUGAGCUCGUACUGCAGACUGACAUGAGAAGAGUGAAAUAAUCCAGGUUCACCUUUUUGUCCACAUUGAGCGUCAUUGUGUUUUCACGGCUCUCUGUUCCCAAGUCUUUGAGGAGCUUUUCUACAGAGCAGACAAAGAACACACUGUAACUGAACUGUGUAUAUUGUAGAAAGAGACGCAUGUACUGUAUGUCCUUUAGGGUUUGAUACUGUGCACAUAGUGAAAAGAAACCAAACGACCCCUCCCGCACACAAGGACAUGACUGUGAAUAGAACUAAUGCUUUGAACAUUUAGACGAAACAUUUACGAUAGCUGCCCAAGACUGACAGACCGUGAAGCAAGUCCGUCGGGGGAUACAAAGAAUUCCCUCGGAAAGGAUUCAAAAAACAAACAAACAGUACAGUGUAUCGUUGUGUUAAGUCUUUGAAUAUUGUUACCAAUGGAAAUUGUUGUGAUCUCAAUCUAACUGUAAAUGUCGGCUUGUUGGGUGUUGCAUGGUUUAAAAAGACUCUCUUUCUCUCUCUCUCUCUUUCUCUCUUGCUUUCAGCAGUAACAACUUUAUUGUAAAAUUUAAUGUGGUUUUAAAAAGAGAAGAUAAGAUAGUGAUGCAAAUUAAAGACCUCAGUUGUGGUGAGAUCCUGCAGAUACAGUAUUUACAGGGAUGGCUUUAACGACACAGGCAGCAGCAGCAGCAGUAAUCAGCUGUGUUUCACGUCCCCCAGUCUGUACCAAUCACGUGCCACAUCUUCAAAGAUUGGUGUCUAAUUUAGCAUCCUGUAUCUUUAAUAAAGGCAGUGCAAACCACCA